Molecule: messenger RNA, 2130 nt
Organism: Cyphellophora europaea CBS 101466
Lineage: Eukaryota; Fungi; Ascomycota; Eurotiomycetes; Chaetothyriales; Cyphellophoraceae
Exons: 6
Coding region: 1-2130 (709 amino acids)
Molecular function (GO): RNA binding
Source: RefSeq, a predicted model, not a curated record
AUGGGCGAACGCUCGUUUCUCCCCUCAAGCUCUCCUGCUUCGCAGGACGAGACCACUCUGAGCACCCCCGCCACUCAUUUGACCGCCUCGGUCCGUCAGAACGGCGCCAGCAAGGCUCCUGAUUCUGAUUCAAAGCUUGCUUCUGCCAUGUCCGGCUUGUCUGUCAAGACUACUGCUUCCCGUUCCGAGGACCCCUUCCUUGACCCUACUUCUGCUGGUGUUCAAGGCUCUAAGGUCUCUGGCUUGUCCCCUGUCGCCACUUCUUUCGUUCCAGGAGCCAUUCCCAGCCCAGCUUUGACUGUUGUUCCCCGUCAAGAGAGCAUUGCUCAAUACCGCACCAACAACGUUGCUCCCACCAUUGGUGGCUUGCCCACUGCUUCGACCGUCCGCAACGGUUCCUUCACCAGCGAUGCUAGUGAGCCCAAGCGAGCUCUUCUCGUCAAGUCGCAGUUCUCUGUUGUUGAGCGUGCCAAGCGCCUCAUCAAGGAUAUUGGUAUCCACGAGGCUACCUUCCGCAUCGUCUAUCCAGGCAUGGUCCCCGACCAGCGAGAUGCUCCUGCGCAAUUCGUCAUUAGUUUUGACAUUCCUAACUUGGCUGAGAUGGCUUGCCGAGCACUGCGCCUCAACCUUGACCGUGCUUCGGUGUACUUCUACACCCCCAAAGCUGUGGCUCGCUUCUGUGGCCUUGACGAUAGCACUGUGUCUAACCACGACGGCGAGCUGGCUGUGACGGUUCUUUGGGAUGAGAUCAACAAGCCCAUGAGAGACCAAGACAUCCGCGAGCGUGUCAAGGCGGCCUUGUCCACCUGGUUCGGGGUCAUCAAAACCAUCGACGUGCUGCCCUCUUACCAAGUUCGUCGCCGCGAGCUUCGCGUUGAGUUUCUCAACAUCCGCGCGCGUGACUAUGCUCUGGAAUCUGGUAUCAUCCGCCAGGAUGAUCUUGAGCUUCGCAUCCAGCCAUUUGAGCCCGACCUUGCUUACAACGCCGCGUCUACUUCUCCAGGUUCUUCGUCCCGCUACAGUGGUCCUUCCCUCGCCACCUCUGGUCAAGUGAGCUUGACUGGUCGAAGCAUCCUGCCAGCCAACGCUCCUGCAUUCGGCACUCCUUCUUUUGACCCUUUGGCUCACGAAUUUGAUGGUCGUCCUGGUCGACACGUUCGAGCUGACAACCGCGUUGACGUCUUUGCCAUUGAGAACGGUGAAGACUGUCGUACCACCGUCAUGCUGCGCAACAUCCCAAACCGUGUCGACUGCCACCAGCUCAAAUCCAUGCUUGAUACGACCUCGUUCGGCAACUACGACUUUGCUUACUUACGUAUCGACUUUGCCAACAACUGCAAUGUCGGCUAUGCUUUCAUCAACUUUCGCGAUGCGCAGUCCAUCGUUCCAUUCGCGCGCGCUCGUCAAGGUCGCCGUUGGACCAUGUUCCACUCUGACAAGGUUGCUGAGAUUUCUUAUGCGACGAUUCAAGACCGUGUCAACUUGAUUCAGAAGUUCCGCAACUCAUCGGUUCUGCUUGAGCACCCUGACUAUCGUCCAAAAUUGUUCUUCGUGCACCCCGAUGCCCGUGCUGGAACCGAGGAGCCAUUCCCCGUGCCAGACAACCUCCAGAAGAUGCGUCGUUCCGUCGAGAACGCUGAGACCGUUGGUUUGUUCCACCCUUCCAAGGCUUCCAAGCCUCCUCGUGGUCAUCGGUCCCGUUACCCCACUGUUCAGCUAUCUGCGCCUCGUCCUCCUCAUGGACGUCGUCGUGGUCACUACGCUGCCCCAGCUCGUGCAACUGCCAUGCACAUUCCUCACGUUGUUCCUGCUCGCUCGAGAGCUCCCAUCUAUACACCUCCCCCCACCCCUGAUGCCCAGUACCCUGGCUCUGGCAACGUGGCGGUUGACACUGAUGAUGACGUCUUCGCUUCCACCUCUGCGAUGCGUCGUGCCCGUCAGGACGGUCGUGCCUACUACCCCUUCCGUCGCUCCUGUGAGACAUCUCUGCACACCUCCAAAUCCUGUCAGCAUUUUGCUAAUAAACGUUCUCACAGGAUUGUUUGCUCCCAGACAAGGACAAGCUUAUCGAGAAGAGCAACGCCGUCGUCGAUCUCAGUUCGAUCGAGGCACUCCAGGUGCAGAGCUUGA